AUGGAUGGGGAAUUCUCAUUGGAAAGCUACCUAGAUGAGUGUGCAAGCCAGGAUGAUCUUCCAUCAAGUAGCCCUCAGAUGUACUCUCCCAUGAGUCCCUUUGGAUCAGACAUGCCUAUUCCGGGCACACUGUUUAGUCCUCAGCCUGACCAAAACAAAGAUUUCUCUUCGGUAGAUCUCAGCUUCCUACCAGAUGAUUUUGGACAAGAUACCAAAGAUGGUAACAACAACAACAACAUGCUGGAAGAAUAUCAAGGCCCCCAGCUAGGAAUACAAGGCAGUGGAAUCUUCUUGGAUGACAGCGGGGUGUCCCAACAGAGGGAUGAAAAUGCAAUUCAGCCACUAUCUGAUUUAUCUGGGACGUGUCCCUCCAUGACCCCAAUGACUCCCAUGACUCCUAUGACCCCUACUUCAGAAGCUUCUGGCAUUGUCCCCCAGUUACAGAACAUAGUGGCCACUGUAAAUUUGGCUUGCAAAUUGGACCUAAAGAAUAUAGCCCUUCAUGCCAGAAAUGCAGAAUAUAAUCCCAAGAGAUUUGCUGCUGUGAUUAUGAGAAUUAGAGAACCAAGAACAACAGCCCUUAUAUUUAGUUCUGGUAAAAUGGUGUGCACAGGAGCAAAAAGUGAAGAACAGUCACGACUAGCAGCCAGAAAGUAUGCUCGUGUGGUACAGAAACUCGGGUUUCCUGCAAAAUUCCUGGAUUUCAAAAUACAGAACAUGGUGGGCAGUUGUGAUGUGAGGUUUCCCAUCCGCUUAGAAGGAUUAGUUCUAACUCACCAACAGUUCAGCAGUUAUGAACCAGAGCUGUUUCCUGGGCUUAUCUACAGAAUGGUCAAACCAAGAAUUGUAUUGCUUAUCUUUGUGUCUGGAAAAGUUGUGUUAACUGGUGCCAAAGACCGUUCUGAAAUAUAUGAAGCAUUUGAAAACAUAUAUCCAAUUCUGAAAGGUUUCAAGAAAGUCACUUAA
Molecule: messenger RNA, 966 nt
Organism: Python bivittatus (Burmese python)
Lineage: Eukaryota; Metazoa; Chordata; Lepidosauria; Squamata; Pythonidae
Gene: TBPL2
Product: TATA-box binding protein like 2
Biological process (GO): DNA-templated transcription initiation
Molecular function (GO): DNA binding
Source: RefSeq, a predicted model, not a curated record